Messenger RNA from Papaver somniferum (opium poppy), 1862 nucleotides. Its product is annotated as pre-mRNA-splicing factor CWC25 homolog. NCBI's taxonomy places the organism in Eukaryota, Viridiplantae, Streptophyta, Magnoliopsida, Ranunculales, Papaveraceae. Bases 97 to 1659 code for a protein of 520 amino acids. Gene Ontology annotation, biological process: mRNA splicing, via spliceosome. The record is from RefSeq and is a predicted model, not a curated record. Gene Ontology annotation, cellular component: U2-type spliceosomal complex. The transcript is spliced from 4 exons.
UCCAGAAAAGAAGAAGCGUAAAAAAUCCCCAAAUUGAGACGAUUCUUCCAAUCUUCAAAAACCCUAAUCUGAGACCACCGAUUCUGAUCUUUCAAAAUGGGGAUGAAAUUUUUGAACAAGAAGGGAUGGCAUACAGGAAGUAUAAGAAACAUAGAGACUGUAUGGAAAGCCGAACAGAAACGUGCUGCUGAAGAUCUGAAAAUUGAAGAGCUCCGUAAACAAAUCAAAGAAGAAAGAGAGAAAGCUGAAUUCCGUCAGCUUCAAGUUGAAGCUGGUCUUGUUCCGAGGCAAGAGAGAUUAGAUUUUCUGUAUGAUUCUGGGUUGUCGGUUGGAAAGCCUAGUUCUGCUGAUGGUUUUAAGGAGCUUGAAGCAUUACCAACUGCUGCUCCAGUAGCCUCAUCGUCGACGGCAAAGCCAGAAGCAUCUAAUCCAGGAGCUUUAUUCGAAGAGAAGCCUCAGUCUGCUAAUGAUGCAUGGAGGAAACUUAAUUCUGAUCCUCUGCUCCUAAUCCGGAAGCGGGAGCAGGAAGCGCUUGCUAGAAUCAAGAAUAACCCUAUCCAGAUGGCCAUGAUUAAAGAAUCUGUUGGCGGAAAGAAGAAGCAUGAUGAUAAAGAACGCAAGAAGAAAAAGAAGAAAUCAAAGCAUUCCUCAUCUAAAGGUUCAGUGGGUACGAAGGAUGAUGCCGCUACUAGCAAGGGUGAAGAAAGAAAAGAAAAGAGCCAUAGGCAUGACUCGGGGCAUCCAGACAAUCGUAGCUCAGACUCUGAAGCCGACAUAUAUGAAAGGAAGGAGAGGAAUAAGAAGAGUUAUCAUACAUCAACACAUAACAGAUCAGAUACAGAACUUGACUCAACUGAAAGGGAUGAGAGGAAUAAGAGGAGUUAUCAUAGGUCAACACGUAACAGAUCAGAUUCCGAACCUGGCUCACCUGAAAGAGGGGAUAGGAUGAGUUAUCAUAAAGCAACACAUAACAGAUCAGAUUCAGAACCUGAGUCAACUGAAAGAGAGGAGCGGGAUAGGAGAAGUUAUCAUAAAUCAACUGAAAGAGAGGAGCGGGAUAGGAGAAGUUAUCAUAAAUCAACUGAAAGAGAGGAGCGGGAUAUGAGAAAUUAUCAUAAAUCAACACGUGACAUAUCAGAUUCGGAACCUGACACAACUGAUAGAGGGGAGAGGAAUAGGAGGACUUAUCACGGAUCAACACAUUCAGAGUCGGAGUGGAGUAGAAAGAGGUCUAGUCAUGAUUACAGUUCAUUCGAAAACAAUGAGAAGAAGUCUUACACUGAAACCAUUCGCGCAACAAAUGACAGACCAGACACAGAAGAUGAUUGGCGUAGUAAGUCACGUCCUAAGCAUCGACAGACUGCGGUGAAGCUUACUGAAGAAGAGAAGGCUGCUAAAUUGAGAGAGAUGCAAAUGGAUGCUGAGGUGCAUGAGGAACAGAGAUGGAAGCGGCUGAAGAAAGCAGCAGAGGAUGACGCCUUAGAGGAAAAACGAUCAGCUAUUCGGAAAGAAGCCACUUUCUUGGAUGAGGCACGAAAGAGUGCCUAUGGAUCCGGGAAAGGUGGGAGCUCCACGAUAGAAGAGAGUGUCCGUCGACGUAAAUUUUUCAUGCAGGGACAGGCUGCCGCUGGUGGCGAGACCAAUGCAUUUAGGCGUUAAACACUCCCCCAAACUCUUUGUUUGUAUUGAAUUCUCGCAUAAGCAGAGAAUGAUCAUCGUUUCUCUCUGGAUAAAUUUUUGUAAUCAUACUCUAGAAAAUAUGUAAACAGGCUUAGAGCAUAAAUGCAAGUCCUGAGACUUAAAUUUAAUUAAGAGAUGGAAUGUAAAUUAACAAAAUAAAUUUAUUUUCCCCUUUUAUUUUU